Molecule: messenger RNA, 2027 nt
Organism: Klebsormidium nitens
Lineage: Eukaryota; Viridiplantae; Streptophyta; Klebsormidiophyceae; Klebsormidiales; Klebsormidiaceae
Source: the annotation of a GenBank genome assembly
GGCGCCAUGGUGGUGGCUGAGCACGUACCAGCCUAAGCCUAAGGCUAGCCUGGCUCUCCUGAAUGUGAGGCUCUCCUGAAUCUGAGGCUGAGGAGCUUAGGAAUCUAAUGGGUUUUUCACUCGAGGGCCCACCUGGAGGGGGUUGUUCGUUGGCGCCUGCUGGCCGGCCUGUUACUGGCUUAUCCCUGAGGUGCACAGCCGUCAAGUACGGCUCUCUGUGCCUGGGUUCCUCUUCCCAACUGAGCAAGGAGUGGCACUCCGGCACCACCAAUGGGGUCCUUCUUCAGUUCAAAUGCGCACACCGAGGCCCCUCCUGAGGAGACGCCAGGAGCGGAAAGUGGUCAGCCCCUACCUAGCACAGCGACCGGCGCCGAAGUGCGUCCUCAGAAACGUUAUAGAGUGGAGGAAGAUACAAUUAUCUCACCAAAGAAAGUAAAGCCGUCACAUUUGGACCUGUCAAAGUACAAGCUGAAGGAGCUAGCAUUUGGGUCUCAGGGGGAGGAGGCGACAAAGCUCCCAAAGCAGGUUGAAGACGUUUCGCAGGAGGGGGCACCCGUCGACUUGGCGAGAACGUAUGUCUGGUAUGCAUCCUAUGGAAGCAACCUCCUGGAGGAGCGAUUUAUGUGCUAUGUGAAGGGAGGCAAGACAGAGUCCAUGGCCAUGUCUCUAGCCCCCUGCUCGGACCCCACCCCUCCCACCGCAAUCGACGCGUUUGUCGUCCCUCACCGGCUGUUCUUUGCGCACGAGAAAUCUGUCACGUGGGGCGCCGGAGGGGUGUCUUUCAUCACCUCAAAGGAAACCCCAGACUCCAAGACCAUCAUCCGGGCGUAUCGCGUAACGCUCCAGCAAUUCAAUGAGGUCGCUCGGAAGGAGAACUCCGCAUCUGCACCCGUCGGAAGCGUCUGUGUCAGCCCGGAGAAUCUGGUCCAGCUGCGCGCGCGCGACGAAAAGAGCCUCAAGCACAACGCCCUUGACUGCGUGAUUCAGAAAGGCAAGUACCGGACGGUCAAGUACUUGGGCGACUACCAGGGGGAGCCCGUGCUGACCUUCACGGCCUCGCACCAAGAGCAGGAGGAGAUUGCGAGCGGCCACGUGCCCCUCGUUUCCCCCUCGGACAAGUACCGCGCGUGCAUCGUCCAGGGACUUGUCGAGGUCGGGCUCUCGCGGGAGGACGCGGAGACGUAUGUCGAGGUGCGGGCGUCAACCCCGCUUUCGGAAACGACGGGUUAAAGGCCAGCAGGUAAAGGUAGACAAGGGCGCAGGUGCUGUAUAAAAUCUGUGUAGUGUCUUGGUUAGGAAUUUGUUUUAGUUCUGGAAAUUAAUGUUGGCCAUGGGUGAUGCCAGGGUUAUUAGCCGACGAGCGUUGCUGUGCGUGUCGUUUAGGGAUUUGGGGAUGUUUGAUAGUCCUCAAGGAGUGCUUAAGGUGAGAAAGGGUACAAAUGGGCGGGAAAGACGAGCGUGAAUGAAGAAGGGAGCCGAGGCCACUUGAACAACAACUCGUAGCAACAGACGCGGUCUGAACGGGCGGGCUCCGUGUCUCAUUGGUGAACACAUUAGAGCUUCCACCUCUGCCCUGUGGAGUAAGGGACACGACGUGGGGUCUAGAACGCUCUUGAGAAGGCACUGUAGAGGAGUCGGAUCGUCCUGGAAACUUUGAGGAAAACACUUCGUUUUCAGCCAGCUUCUUGAUGUAAUUUAUGCAACUUAGCCUGGGGUUGACUACGCUAUUGAAGAGACCUAUUGAGAUCCUGCAGGCUAGCUAUCAGUUUUGCAUGGUAUUGACAAGGAAUUAUUGAUAGCUUGCAGAAUAGCGGUCAGUCAAACUUCCUAGGGCUAUGAGCCUGGUGGUGCUUCUUUAUGAAGGUCGGUAGUUGAGUCGAUUGGAUCAGCUAUAGGUAAGGUAAACAUGAAAGAAGGGCGAUGAAGCUACCGCGUACUCGCCAUGCAAACCACUAAACAACCGGCUUCCUAUGUUUACCCUGAUUUCGGCUACGCAAGCGAAUAAAGCUCCAAAUGGUGAGUGAUUG